AUGAUGUCCAUGAACAGCAAGCAGGCGCACUUCGCCAUGCAUCCUUCCUUGCCGGAGCACAAGUACACCAGCUUGCACUCCAGCUCCGAGGCGAUACGCAGAGCCUGCCUCCAAACGCCGCAGCUGCAGAGCAACAUCUUCGCCAGCCUGGAUGAGACCCUGCUGGCGCGCGCCGAGGCUCUGGCGGCGGUGGACAUCGCGGUGUCGCAGGGCAAGACGCAUCCGUUCAAGCCGGACGCCACCUACCACACCAUGAGCACCGUGCCGUGCGCCUCCAACUCCACCGUGCCGCUGGCGCACCACCACCACCACCACCAUCACCACCACCACCCGAAUCUGGAGCCGCCGGACUUAAUGGAGCACAUCAGCGCGCCGUCGCUGGCGCUCAUGCACGACGGCGGCGGCGGAGGCGGUGGAAACGGCGCGUCGUCCGCCUCCGCGCACCAGCCGCACAUGCACGGCCUGAGCCACCUGUCGCACCAGGCGGCCAUGAGCAUGAACUCGCCGCUGACGCACCACGGCCUGCUGCCGGGCCACCACCACCACCACCCGCACGCGCACCCGCACGGCGGCCAGGCGGGGCUGGCGUCCGUCAGCGACGCGGACACGGACCCGCGCGAGCUGGAGGCCUUCGCCGAGCGCUUCAAGCAGCGGCGCAUCAAGCUCGGCGUGACGCAGGCGGACGUGGGCGGCGCGCUGGCCAACCUGAAGAUCCCCGGCGUGGGCUCGCUCAGCCAGAGCACCAUUUGCCGCUUCGAGUCGCUGACGCUGUCGCACAACAACAUGAUCGCGCUCAAGCCCAUCCUGCAGGCCUGGCUGGAGGAGGCGGAGGGCGCGCAGCGGGACAAGAUGAGCAAGCCGGACGUUUUCAGCGGCGGCGAGAAGAAGCGCAAGAGGACGUCCAUUGCCGCGCCCGAGAAGCGCUCGCUGGAGGCCUACUUCGCCGUGCAGCCGAGGCCAUCCUCCGAGAAGAUCGCCGCCAUCGCAGAGAAGUUGGACUUGAAAAAAAACGUGGUGCGGGUUUGGUUUUGCAACCAGAGACAGAAACAGAAACGCUUGAAAUUCUCCGCGGCGCACUGAAGGGACGCCCGGGGACUUCCGGUGACUCAAUGUGGGACCAAUGGACCGUCACGCACACACACACACACACACACACACCAUGGUGCGCAUUCUUUAAUAUUCAUAUUUAAUAAUGGAUUCAUAUUUUCGUUUCAUGAAUGAGAAUUGGAAAAAAUGGUUUUAUUUUGAAAUAGGAAAAAUAUAUAUAUUUUUUAAAACAGCUGAUUUUUCAGUGUCGAAGGCAAAAAAAAGUAGAUAAAAAAAGAAAGAAAAAAAUUUGACUUUUCGUAUAAAAAAAAACGGGCCACGCCGGAACCGGAAGUUGAAAUCCAGAUUAGUAAUCGACGUUUUUCGUUUGAGCCAUGAAAAUUGAAAAUAUUAGAUUUUUGAAAUACAAAGAAAUUGUAAAGAAACGAAACAAAAGCUUUCUUU
Entelurus aequoreus (snake pipefish) is the source of this 1491-nucleotide messenger RNA. Its product is annotated as POU domain, class 4, transcription factor 1-like. Lineage: Eukaryota; Metazoa; Chordata; Actinopteri; Syngnathiformes; Syngnathidae. Gene Ontology annotation, biological process: regulation of transcription by RNA polymerase II. The transcript is spliced from 2 exons. The record is from RefSeq and is a predicted model, not a curated record. The coding region runs from base 1 to 1080 and encodes 359 amino acids. Gene Ontology annotation, molecular function: RNA polymerase II cis-regulatory region sequence-specific DNA binding; DNA-binding transcription factor activity, RNA polymerase II-specific.